Molecule: messenger RNA, 2181 nt
Organism: Prionailurus viverrinus (fishing cat)
Lineage: Eukaryota; Metazoa; Chordata; Mammalia; Carnivora; Felidae
Gene: WTAP
Product: WT1 associated protein
Exons: 8
Coding region: 314-1504 (396 amino acids)
Biological process (GO): regulation of alternative mRNA splicing, via spliceosome
Cellular component (GO): nucleus
Source: RefSeq, a predicted model, not a curated record
AGAGGCGGCGCUGCAGCCGCAGGUGGCCGGCCAGCGCGUUCGCCCCGCGCCGCCAAUCGCGACCCCCGCCGCCCUUCCCGUGAUGCCCCGCGGCUGACCUCCGACCUCGCCUCCCACCCCUCCCUGCGGCCCUCUUCUCCCCCGGCCCCUGCUGAAUUUGCCGCGUUCCGGAGGCUGUGGGGCGUGCCACCGAGGCGCAGCACCCCCCCGUAGCGCCUGGGCGGGUGCCGUCCCUUCGUCCUUCCUCCCCGUGGCGGGGCCUGGUGACGGGCCGGGGGCUGCGGCCGCGUCCGGGAGGCGACUCGGAUUCAAGAUGACCAACGAGGAACCUCUUCCCAAAAAGGUUCGACUGAGUGAAACAGACUUCAAAGUUAUGGCACGAGAUGAGUUAAUUCUAAGAUGGAAACAGUAUGAAGCAUACGUCCAAGCUUUGGAGGGCAAAUACACAGAUCUUAAUUCUAAUGACGUAACUGGGUUAAGAGAGUCUGAAGAAAAACUAAAGCAACAACAGCAAGAGUCUGCCCGCAGGGAAAACAUCCUAGUAAUGCGACUGGCUACCAAGGAGCAAGAGAUGCAAGAGUGUACUACUCAAAUCCAGUACCUCAAGCAAGUCCAGCAGCCUAGCGUUGCCCAACUGAGAUCAACAAUGGUAGACCCAGCGAUCAACUUGUUUUUCCUAAAAAUGAAAGGUGAACUGGAACAGACUAAAGACAAACUGGAACAAGCCCAAAAUGAACUGAGUGCCUGGAAGUUUACGCCUGAUAGCCAAACAGGCAAAAAGUUAAUGGCGAAGUGUCGAAUGCUUAUCCAGGAGAAUCAAGAACUUGGAAGGCAGCUGUCCCAGGGACGUAUUGCACAACUUGAAGCAGAGUUGGCUUUACAGAAGAAAUAUAGUGAGGAGCUUAAAAGCAGUCAGGAUGAACUGAAUGACUUCAUCAUUCAACUUGACGAAGAAGUCGAGGGUAUGCAGAGCACCAUUCUAGUUCUUCAGCAACAGCUGAAAGAGACGCGUCAGCAGUUGGCUCAGUACCAACAACAGCAGUCUCAGGCUCCAGCCCCAAGUACCAGCAGGACUACACCUUCCGAGCCUGGAGGACAGGCGGAGGCCACAGGUAAAGACUGCAGCCGGCUGGCCAACGGACCAAGUAAUGGCAGUUCCUCCCGGCAGAGGACGUCUGGGUCUGGAUUUCACAGGGAGGGGGACACAGCCGAAGAUGACUUUCCUUCUUCUCCAGGGAAUGGGAAUAAGGCCUCCAACAGCUCAGAGGAGAGAACUGGCAGAGGAGGUGGUAGUUACGUAAAUCAACUCAGUGCGGGGUAUGAAAGUGUAGACUCUCCCACGGGCAGUGAAAACUCUCUCACACACCACUCAAAUGACACAGACUCCAAUCCUGACCCUCAAGAGGAGAAAACAGUGAGUGGGAAAGGUAACCGAACUACGGGUUCCCGCCACGUUCAGAAUGGCUUGGACUCAAGUGUAAAUGUACAGGGUUCAGUUUUGUAAUAUUUUUUCCAACAAAUUUUUAUACAGUGUCAUUUAAUUUGGGAGAGGAUACUGUCCGGAAAAUUAACGCAUACUUUUGUCACAAUUUGCCUUUUUUUUGUGGGUGUGGUGUUUUUUUUCUUUUCCUCCCCGCCCCUCCCCCCCCCCCCUUUGCUUCAAUACCUCUGCCACUUUGGAAAUUGUAACAGUUAAUUACCUUGAAUGUUGCUAAAAGGACAUUUUGUGUAGGGUCAAGUUAUUUUUAUAUGAGUUAAUGUGAAGUUGUAAAUGGAAAUCUUUCCCUAAAGUAUAACACAAUGAUGUCUGUAUAAAUCUGUGUCUAUCCUAGAACCUGUGCUGUGUACGGGCAUUCUUCCUCAUGCUGUUAUUAUACUUCUGCACCAUUCAGACUUGUUAGAGUAGAUGUGGGUUUAUGACUGCCAAGUUUGCCCAGUACAGUAGUUUUUCACUAAAAGCUGGACUUGCUGAUGGAGUCCUAGAGUAGUUUCAGUGUUAGAUACAGUUUUUUCCACCUUACAUCUGUGCAUUUUCUCUUUAGGUGACUGAAUGUUUAAGAAAUUUGUGUGCAUAGUUACUCAGUUUUUAUGAACUGUUGUAUCCUGUUAAUGCAUAUUGCUCUGUGACUCCAGUAUAUCUUACCUGUACUGACCAAACCUAAAUAAAGAUUUUUAUUGUAA